UCUCUUUUUAUUUUCUUUUUGUACACGAUGGCUACUGUGAAUAUUUCUAAAGAUAAUAAAACCACACUCUUUAUCGGCGGUGUGGAUCAACAAGUGACAGAAGCGAUUUUACAUGCAGCCUUUAUUCCAUUUGGUGAAAUUGUAGCAGUUCAAUUAUCCCUGGACAACUCACGAAAUGCCAAACAUAACACACACAAGGGCUUUGGUUUCGUCGAAUUCGAAUUACCUCAAGAUGCAGAAGCAGCCAUCGAUAAUAUGCAUUUAAGCGAAAUUUUGGGUAAAGUCAUUAAGGUCCAACUCGCCAAACCUCACAACAUUACAGCAACCUCUCAUCGUGCCGUUUGGACCGAAGAAUCUUGGUUACAGAAAUACGCCAAUGCCGAAGACGAGACAAAAGAGGCACCAGAGACGACAGAAAAAGCCACAGCCAACAGCGAUGAAGAUUCAGACGAGGAGGAAGCACCCAAGACAAAGAAAAGUGCUUCUAGUAGCCAAGGAGGCAAAUCACGUGUGUAUUUGGAUAUUCAGAUUGGAAAUUCAUUAGCAGGACGUAUUGAGAUUGAACUUCGUGGUGAUGUUGUACCCAAGACUGCAGAGAAUUUUAGAGCUUUAUGUACAGGUGAAGUGGGCUAUGGUUUCAAGAACUCAGUCUUUCAUCGUAUUAUUCCCCAAUUUAUGUGUCAAGGAGGUGAUAUUACCAAGGGUAAUGGUACAGGUGGUAAAUCGAUUUAUGGAGCUAAAUUUGCUGAUGAAAAUUUCAUCUUAAAGCACACAGAACCUGGAACUUUAUCCAUGGCUAACUCAGGACCUAAUACAAAUGGAAGUCAAUUCUUUAUCUGUACUGAAAAGACAGCUUGGUUGGAUGGCAAACAUGUGGUGUUUGGACGCGUUGUAUCCGGUAUGAAUGUUGUACGUGAAAUGGAAAAAUGUGGUGCUGCCAACGGAAAAACUUCCAAGCGUGUUUCUAUUGUAGAUUGUGGUCAACUUUAAAUUUUGAAAUAAAAUGGUGUGCGGGGAGGGCAAAAAAAAAGAGAAAGAAAAUAAUAUAUUUAGUGAAAAGUUUUUUUUUUUUUUAAAGAAAAAA
Mucor mucedo is the source of this 1084-nucleotide messenger RNA. Its product is annotated as peptidyl-prolyl cis-trans isomerase E. The transcript has 6 exons. Gene Ontology annotation, molecular function: RNA binding; peptidyl-prolyl cis-trans isomerase activity. Bases 28 to 990 code for a protein of 320 amino acids. Gene Ontology annotation, cellular component: intracellular membrane-bounded organelle. The record is from RefSeq and is a predicted model, not a curated record. Lineage: Eukaryota; Fungi; Mucoromycota; Mucoromycetes; Mucorales; Mucoraceae. Gene Ontology annotation, biological process: protein folding; protein peptidyl-prolyl isomerization.